AUGGAUACAGGCGAUCUAAAUUUACCAGCAUAUAAAUAUCAACUCGAACAGGUGGAGUUAGCGUUAAAAGCAAAACCUGAUGAUCCAGAACUUCUCAAACUUAAAGAAGAUCUUGAAGAAGUUAUUAAUUUAACCGCUGAUUUACUUGGUUGUGAUCCAUCAACAUUAAAUUCUAAUGAGCCAACAGCGUCAUCAUUCUUGAAUGAAGCAGCACAGAAUUCUGCUUCGUCACAAGCAACGUCAUCAUCGACUCGUACAGCUAUUAAAUGGAAAACAGGUGAUCGUUGUUUAGCACCAUGGAAUGACGAUGGAAAAUACUAUGAAUGUACAAUUGAGGAUGUACUCGAUGAUGGUACAUGUACAAUUAUUUUUGAUGGAUUUGAAUCGAUGCCAUUAACGGUUGUCCGAGUGUCAAAGUUAAGACCAUUUGAUCGUACACGCGCAGAUUUCAAUGCCAUUAAAUCAGUUAAUAAUCGAUCUAAAACAAAACGUGAACUGGAACAACGCUUACGUGAACUUAGACAUAAGAAAAAAGAAAAGAGAGCAACAAAACUAAAAGAAGCUGAAGAAGAACGUGAAAAGGAUAAAAAGCGAUGGACUGAUUUUAAUUCAAAGUUAACCGGUCGAACAUGGAAAGGUGUUGUUUCAAAAUCUAUGGUUAAAACCGAUAAACGUAGUGAAAAUCUACGUGGUACAACCAAUGGAAAUUUAGUAUCCAACUAUAGACCAGCUAAUCCAAGACCUUAA
Rotaria socialis is the source of this 747-nucleotide messenger RNA. Lineage: Eukaryota; Metazoa; Rotifera; Eurotatoria; Philodinida; Philodinidae. The record is from the annotation of a GenBank genome assembly.